GGCUUUAGAGACAACAAAAGAUUUCAUGUCGCAAAUCUAAAGAUUUCCACUAAUAAGUUUCAACACAUUUAUGUUUGAGUUUAAGUUGCUUUGAUAUGAAAACAAACUAUGAAUGAUUGUUGUAUUUUGUUUAACUAUUAAGAUUUCAUAGUCACAAUGCCUACGGUAAUAUUAAUGGAUGUUUCGCUAUCAAUGUCGCGGCCUGUAGCGACUUCUGACACUACAGAGACUCAUACCCGGCAUACGAUAGGAACAGCGGCUGUGAAUACAUUUUUGGAUUAUUUAGGCAAUCAUGCUAAACUGGAAUAUGUGGCAUUGGUCACAUUCUCAUCUGUGUACGAAGUGGCUGUCCCUUUUACUCGAGACUUUGAUAGUAUACGCAGUAAGCUGUUAUCAUUGGAAGAAGGAGAUAAAACCUGUAUAGAUACUGCCUUCCUUGGUGUGAACCAGUUGGUACUCAAUGAGUGGGGAGGCUGCCAAACACCAGUGCAGAUUAUACUGAUAACAGAUGGUAGCAGUGGGGUUGGGGCAAUUGGCAGAAACCGGAUGGUGCAAGCUCUGCCUUUGCCCCCUACUUAUCCAGCAAAAAUACAUGUUUUACCAAUAGCCUCCCCCCAUGAUCCAUGCCUACAGCAUGCAAUGCCUCUCUACCAGAAAAUAGUAGAUCUAGCCAAUAACACUACUAGUAACUCUAAUGGGAAUAUGUCUCGGGGCUCCAUUUACUGUCCUGACCAACUUACCGUCCCUGGAGUAAUAACAGCAAUGACACGCCUUUGUGAACAACACUACCAAGAGUUUUGGUGCACUCUCAAAUGUGGCCAACUAGAAGCUCGUGUUCAACUGUUCCCAGCGCCACAAACUGUCACCCUUGAAGAAUUGGCUGCUACAUACACCUUGGCCAAUCAAAUACAUGUUAUUGGGUUUCUACAGCAACAAGAACUUAGUACUCCUAUAGCCAUAAGCAAACACUUGAUAAUACCGCAGGCCCAAGCAUGUGCCAAUUCAGCACCCAGGGAAAAUUAUGGCUCUAAAACCCCAACUAAGGAAGGAUCAAGCACAGACGGUUCAGCUACAGAAGAGGAUAUGUCAGACCCCAGCAAAGUUCCUAAUUUUUGUGUCUUACUCCAUGGAGCCCUCAAAGUGGAAAGUAUGGCGGCGGUGGUACUCUUGGGCGCCGACUGGUGGGGCACGCUGACGGCGUCGUGCGAGGCGUCCCGCGGCCGCCGCUCCUGCUUGCUGCUCAGUGUGAUGAAGCCCGGGGCUUCAGCCGCGCCCUGGCUCGGGGCACUCGACCAACUGGGACCAGCAGAAGAAGGAACUACACCUGCGGAAACAUUCCCCAUACGUUCGUGGCGUUCAUACAGUAGCGGGGGCUCAGCGUGCGCGUGGGCACGGCCUCAUGCUCUGCUCGCCGAUGUACAGAAAGUGCUGCGACAUGCUAGGAAACUGCCAGACAAGACACAGCAUCUUUUUAAGGAACUGAACAGACUGCGUCGAGCAGCCAUUUCCCUUGGCUUUUCUGAACUACUGACAGCGAUCGGUAACGCCUUGGAACGCGAAUGCACAGCUUUGCCGCCAACAGCGCCGUCGGAAUGCGCGCUACAACUCGCUCACGCCGCAAACGCCCUGCGAGAUCCGAGAACAGCGCUAGAUAUCAAACACACAUUAACACCACUAGGCCCCAAUUAUAAUGUUCCUAUGACCCAUUAGGAUAACCUGGUGCUUCAAUAUUGAUACAAUGAGUCAGGAACUCAAAACUGCAACAUAAAUCAGAUUCAUGUUAUAUCGUUCACAUUUUGAAAAAGGAAUACAAGUUUAGUACAUGGUAGCGAUAGCCCGGUAUAUCAUGAAUUGAAUAAGAUGUUUAGUUUUAAGUAUACAUAAUUUGGAAAUAAUAAAGUAUUUUAAGGUAACGAUAA
This is a messenger RNA of Helicoverpa zea (corn earworm), 1919 nucleotides long. RefSeq names its product integrator complex subunit 14 (gene IntS14). Gene Ontology annotation, cellular component: integrator complex. The transcript is spliced from 10 exons. The coding region runs from base 157 to 1710 and encodes 517 amino acids. The record is from RefSeq and is a predicted model, not a curated record. Gene Ontology annotation, biological process: snRNA 3'-end processing. NCBI's taxonomy places the organism in Eukaryota, Metazoa, Arthropoda, Insecta, Lepidoptera, Noctuidae.